AUGCCCUCAGGCUCGGCUGCACAGGCGCCAGAGAUGUCAGCAGCCACGAAAGAGAUGCUCGUCCGCGUGCGGCAGCUGGUGCCGCCGAUGCUAGAAAAGUUUCACAAGGGGCAAUUGGGUCGAGUCGGCGUCAUAGGCGGCAGCGAGGACUACACAGGCGCGCCGUACUUCUCGGCGAUGGCGAGCGCGAGGCUCGGUUGUGACAUGUCCCACGUCAUCUGCACGCCCGCCGCCGCGAGCGUCAUCAAGACCUACUCCCCGAACCUGAUGGUGCACCCUCUGAUGCGCCAGUCUCCGCCCUCGUCCGCGCACGACCUGCCCGCCGCCGACACGGACCCGGACCAGAUCGCCCAGCGCAUCAUCGACAUGCUCUCGCGGCUGCACGUCGUCGUCAUCGGGCCCGGGCUGGGCCGCGACCCGCUGAUGCAGGAGACGGUCGCGCGGGUGAUCACGGCGGCGCGCAAGCGCGGGACGCCCGUCGUGCUGGACGCGGACGCGCUGGCGCUGGUGCAGAAGGACCCGGAUCUGGUGAGGGGGUACGAGCUCGCGGUGCUGACGCCCAACGUCGUCGAGUUCGGGCGGCUGUGCUCGUCGCUCGGCAUCGAGGAGGAGGUCAAGAAGGCGGCCGAGCAGGCGGGCGACGUGAGCGGGGAGGGCCGGGAGACGGCCAAGGUCGAGGCGCUGGCCAGGAAGCUGGACGGCGUGACGAUCGUGCAGAAGGGAGGUAAAGACUACAUAUCGAAUGGAAAGACGACGCUCAAGGUGGACAUUGAGGGCGGGCUCAAGCGAAGCGGCGGCCAGGGUGAUACCCUGACGGGCUCUAUCGCGACGUUCCUCGGCUGGCGCAAGGCUUACCUGGACGGCCUCUGGGAUACCAAGGGGAACCUCGACGAGAACGAGACUGUGGGCCUUGCGGCGUUUGGAGGCAGUGCGGUAACGAGGGAGUGUUCACGACUAGCCUUCUACAAAAAAGGCCGCAGUCUACAGGCUAGCGAUCUAACGGACGAGGUGCAUACGGCGUUCCUCAACCUGUUUGGGGAGGAGGACCCAGAUGCUAGCGGGAGCAAGCUAUGA
Molecule: messenger RNA, 1074 nt
Organism: Phaeoacremonium minimum UCRPA7
Lineage: Eukaryota; Fungi; Ascomycota; Sordariomycetes; Togniniales; Togniniaceae
Exons: 4
Coding region: 1-1074 (357 amino acids)
Biological process (GO): metabolite repair
Molecular function (GO): ATP-dependent NAD(P)H-hydrate dehydratase activity
Source: RefSeq, a predicted model, not a curated record